Arabidopsis lyrata subsp. lyrata is the source of this 612-nucleotide messenger RNA. RefSeq names its product 60S ribosomal protein L34-3. The transcript has 4 exons. Gene Ontology annotation, molecular function: structural constituent of ribosome. Gene Ontology annotation, cellular component: cytosolic large ribosomal subunit; ribosome. The record is from RefSeq and is a predicted model, not a curated record. Gene Ontology annotation, biological process: ribosome biogenesis; translation. Lineage: Eukaryota; Viridiplantae; Streptophyta; Magnoliopsida; Brassicales; Brassicaceae. Bases 47 to 409 code for a protein of 120 amino acids.
UUUAUCUCCUUUGGCCGUCACUUACUGACCUCAGAGCUCAACGAAAAUGGUUCAACGUCUUGUUUACCGAUCACGUCACUCUUACGCUACCAAGUCCAACCAACACCGCAUCGUCAAAACUCCUGGUGGGAAAUUGACUUACCAGAAGACGAACAAGAGAGCUAGUGGACCUAAGUGCCCUGUUACUGGCAAAAGAAUCCAAGGGAUUCCGCAUUUGAGACCCGCUGAAUACAAAAGGCCGAGGUUGGCAAGGAACGAGAGGACAGUGAAUCGUGCAUAUGGUGGUGUUCUAUCUGGAGUAGCUGUUAGGGAGAGGAUUGUUAGGGCCUUCUUGGUUGAAGAACAGAAGAUUGUGAAGAAGGUUUUGAAGCUUCAAAAGGCGAAAGAGAAGACUGGGCCAAAGAGUUAGAAGAAGACGUUUUGGAUUAUAAGAGUGAUGGAGAAUUACUUAUGUUCUAGGGAUCGAUAGACAUGAGUCUUUUUGUUCACGAAAAGAGCAAAUGUUUGUUUUUGAUAAUAUCUUAUGUUCAGUUUUGUUCUCCAUUCAGAUUUUACUUUCUCCAAUCUCCGAUAUAUGUCAACAAGAUUAUAAAACAGAAGUUGAAAACCCAA